Messenger RNA from Cornus florida, 3056 nucleotides. RefSeq lists its product as uncharacterized. Gene Ontology annotation, molecular function: hydrolase activity, acting on ester bonds. The transcript is spliced from 10 exons. The record is from RefSeq and is a predicted model, not a curated record. The coding region runs from base 409 to 2805 and encodes 798 amino acids. Lineage: Eukaryota; Viridiplantae; Streptophyta; Magnoliopsida; Cornales; Cornaceae.
UAUGAAUGUAUUCAUUGAUUGCACUUGAACAACUGUACCAAUCAACAACUGUUUGAAAUUUAUUAAACAUUUUUUUCAAAUCAAAUAUCACAUAUUAAGUUUGGCUUGAAAUAAAUCCAUGCUUUGGUGAACCACAUAAUUUCUUCUAAUCGAGUAAUUGAAAAGACUGUUUUCCCCACAAGACAAAUCAAACUUUUUGUCUUUGAGAUGAUAUUUUUACGGAUUUAAAAAAUUACGUAUAGAAUUAGAAUUCAAGAUUGUGUGGGAAAAAAUACCAUGCUUUGGAUAAACAUGAGAAGCUUCUUCUGAGUUCUGACAUGUGAUUGAAAAGUCUACUUUCACACAGUACAUAAACCAAACUUCUCAUCUCUAGCAUCCUAGACAACAUCUUGUGUUCUCUUCCACCACAUGGAGUGUCCAACAAUGAACAUGCCUUCCAUUCUUUUCUCUUGUUUUUGCAUCUUUGUUCUAUGCUAUGCCACUGUCCUGAACCCUGUUUCUGCUAUGCAAAGUUGUGAUUUUCCCGCAAUUUUUAACUUUGGCGACUCAAAUUCCGACACUGGUGGACUGGCUGCAGCCUUCAAUUGGACCAAGCCACCUUAUGGAGAAACCUUCUUUCGCAUGCCAGCAGGGAGGUUCUCAGAUGGACGGCUCAUCAUUGAUUUCAUCGCUACAAGUUUUGGCCUCCCAUUUCUGAGUGCUUAUCUCAAUUCUUUGGGGACCAACUUCACCAAUGGUGCAAAUUUCGCCACUGCAGCAUCAACCACCACACCACCACGGUUCAUUAUUCCGGUGGGCGGAUUCAGUCCCUUCUACUUAGAUGCACAAUACUGGCAGUUCACACAAUUUAUAUACAGAUCACAAAUUAUCAAGAAAACAGGAGGGAUAUACAAGGAUUUAAUGCCCGAGGAAGAAUAUUUUCAGAAAGCCUUGUAUACAUUUGAUAUUGGUCAGAAUGAUCUUGGUCAAGGUUUCUUUGGUAACAUGUCCAUAGAGGAGGUGAAUGCUUCUGUCCCAGAUGUAGUCAACAGGUUCUCUACUAACAUCAAGAAUAUAUACAAGUUGGGAGCUAGAUCAUUUUGGAUCCACAACACCGGACCGAUUGGCUGCCUUCCCUAUAUCUUGGCAAGUUUUCCGGCAGCUCAAAUAGACAGUGCCGGCUGCGCGAGGCCUUACAAUGAGGUAGCUCAGUACUUUAACUACAGGUUGAAGGAGGCCAUUGUGCAACUCAGGAAGGACCUUCCUCUAGCUGCAAUCACAUAUGUAGAUGUGUACUCUGUCAAGUACUCCCUCUAUACUGAACCACAAAAAUAUGGGUUUGAGCAUCCGCUUGUCGCUUGCUGUGGCUAUGGUGGGAAGUAUAACUUUAGCAGUGUCGGAGGUUGUGGAGAUACUGUCACUGUUAAUGGCAGCCAAAUAUUCAUCGGUUCGUGUGAACGCCCCUCGGUUCGAGUAAACUGGGAUGGAGUUCACUACACUGAGGCAGCAGCUAAGUUUGUUUUUGAUAAAAUUUCCACCGGAGAAUUCUCAGAUCCACCAGUUUCCUUGAGAAUGGCAUGUCACAGCAAAUUGGACAAAGUCUACUUUCACACACUACAUAAACUAAACUUUUCAUCUCUAGAUUCCCAACACAACAUGGGGUGUCCAACAAUGACCAUGUCUGUCUCUCCCCUCUCUUGUUUUUGCAUGUUUCUUCUGUGCUAUGCCGCUGUCCUGAACCCUGUUUCUGCUGUGCAAAGUUGUGAUUUUCCGGCGAUUUUUAACUUUGGCGCCUCGAAUUCGGACACUGGUGGACUGUCUGCCGCCUUCAAUUGGACCAACCCACCUUAUGGAGAAACCUUCUUUCGCAUGCCAGCUGGGAGGUUCUCAGAUGGACGUCUCAUCAUCGAUUUCAUGGCUACAAGUUUUGGACUCCCAUUUCUCAGUGCUUACCUCAAUUCUUUGGGGGCCAACUUCACCAAUGGUGCAAAUUUCGCCACUAAAGCAUCAACCAUCAGACCACCACUGUCCAUUAUUCCGGUGGGUGAAUACAGCCCCUUCUACUUAGAUGCACAGUACUGGCAAUUCACACAAUUCAUAUACAGAUCACAAAUUAUCAAGAAAACAGGAGGGAUAUACAAGGAUCUAAUGCCCGAGUUGGAAGAUUUUCAAAAAGCCUUGUACACAUUUGAUAUUGGUCAAAAUGAUCUAAGUCAAGGUUUCUUUGGUAACAUGUCCAUAGAGGAAGUGAAUGCUUCUGUCCCAGAUAUAGUAAACAGGUUCUCUACAAACAUCAAGAAUAUAUACAAGUCGGGAGCUAGAUCGUUUUGGAUCCACAACACCGGACCGAUGGGCUGCCUUCCCUCUAUCUUGGCAACUUUUCCAGCCGCUCAAAAGGACAGUGCCGGCUGCGCGAGGGCUUACAAUGAGGUAGCUCAGUACUUUAACUACAGGUUGAAGGAGGCCAUUGUGCAACUCAGGAAGGACCUUCCUCUAGCUGCAAUCACAUAUGUAGAUGUGUACUCUGUCAAGUACUCUCUCUAUACUGAACCACAAAAAUAUGGGUUUGAGCAUCCGCUUGUCGCUUGCUGUGGCUAUGGAGGGAAGUAUAACUAUAGCAGUGUGGGAGGUUGUGGAGAUACUGUCACUAUUAAUGGCAGCAAAAUAUUCAUCGGUUCCUGUGAACGCCCCUCUGUUCGAGUAAACUGGGAUGGAGUUCACUACACUGAGGCAGCUAACAAGAUUGUGUUUCAUAGAAUUUCCACUGGAGAAUUCACAGAUCCACCAGUUCCCUUGAGAAUGGCUUGUCACAGCAAAUUGGACUAAAGUUUCUCAUAUAUAGUACACAUACACCUAUAUGAUAUGUUGUUGCUAUAGUUGUUUAAUAUAUACACACAUACACCUAUAUGAUAUAUAUAUGUGUGUAUAUAUUGAACAACUAUAUAUUUUCUUCAAGUUCCAUGUACUACCAUAGAAUAAAGGCUUACUGUCCUGCAGCCUGAUAUAUACAUAUGCUCUUCGGAUGUGCCUUCAGAAAAUAAAAAAAUAAAAAAACAUUACCUUUAGAGCAAUUCUCU